Amphiprion ocellaris (clown anemonefish) is the source of this 3226-nucleotide messenger RNA. RefSeq names its product leucine rich repeat containing 75Bb (gene lrrc75bb). NCBI's taxonomy places the organism in Eukaryota, Metazoa, Chordata, Actinopteri, Pomacentridae. The transcript is spliced from 4 exons. The record is from RefSeq and is a predicted model, not a curated record. The coding region runs from base 248 to 1384 and encodes 378 amino acids.
UCAGGCAGUGCAUGGAUGGAUGCAGGCAGGGGGACGACGGCGAGUCCUGGGCGCACAGAAUCAUCCUGCUGAUGCUUUACGCGCUUUUUGUCGUUGUCUUUUUCUUCCGAACAGCUUUAAAACUUUUUGAGCCACCGUUUGAUUCCUUUCGGCUCAUCUCGCUGCAAGUUCAGUGUGAUGUUUUGGCUGCGUGUGGUAAAAUCCCUCUCACCACCACCACCACCACCGACACAUCCUCUCAGGAGUGAUGGGCUCUAAGUUGACCAGACAGAGAAGUCUUGAUUUUGAGAGCAAAUUGCCCAAAAGGAGACGCCAGAGGAGCGAUGCUGUUCCUGGAGACAGCGAGAGAAGUGGCGGCGGAGACUUCUUGUUUACCUCCUUGAUGCUCAAGUCCGACAAGCUUCCAGGGAUGCUGCGGAAAACCAACCACAGCCCGUAUGUGAGGCGGGUGGCUUGGGUCCGGGAGAUCCAGAGGCUUCUCCGAGAGCAGAGGAUGGAGCAAGCAGCCGAAGUGCUCAGACUGCUGAGAAAGGAUUUGGGACUUCAGGGAACGUCACUCAAUGACAUUUUGUACAAGAAUGCAGCUUUUCUCAACCUGGUGGACCCCAUUUCUCAUGAGCUUCUGAUCAGUCUCGCCCGGGACCUGCAGUGCCCAAAAAGGGAGACUGAUUCGCUCAAGUCCACCAACAAGAUCUGCCGCCAGCUGAUUUACCACCUGACCCCUCACUCCAAGUGGACGAGACAGAGCGUGCCCAGGAGGAAGUCUCAGGCCUGUCUGAAGACCACAUUGAAGAAGAAGCUGUCAGGCGACGUGGUCAACCUGUCCGGAAUCCCGCUGUCGGGGCGGGACGUCCACCGUGUGGCCUUCUACCUUCAGAGCAGCAGCGACGUGGUGUCAGCUGUGGACCUGAGCUUCACCGAGCUGCAGGACGAGAGCUUACGGCUGCUGCUGCCCUACCUCAGCCUCCUGCCAAAACUCACCAUACUAGCCAUCAACGGCAACCGUCUGACAGUGGCCAUCCUGAAGGACUUGACGGAUGCGGUGAAGGAUCCCAAGAAGUUCCCCUGCCUGGCCUGGAUCGACCUGGGCAACAACGUCGACAUCUUCACCGUCCCGCAGCCGCUACUGGUGGCACUGAGGCGCCGCUUCGGUUUACGCAGCAGCCUCCCGACCAUCUACGAGUACAGCGAGGCUCAGGCGUUCAGCAGCUACAACCCAAACAUGGAGACUUCGGUGGAGGAGCCCAGCCUGUACGAAGAGGGAGAUGUAGAGGAAGACGAUCGAGAGGAGGAGGAGGAGGAGGACAGACUGGAGCUCCGGGCCUGGGGCUUUGGAGAAGAAAACGUGUCGAAAAAUGUGCCGCUCCACUUCUGUGGGAGGUGAUCGCCCGGAGCUGCUUCCUUUUAAAACUGGCAGGAUCCUUCGGUAUCACCUCGCCCCAGGUCUAGCCUCCUGUGUUAGCCAGUGUCAGUGUGGCAGAAGAUGCUCACAGUGACCCACACGUCUGAAAAUAACUCUAAAAUAAAUAACCGUGUUGUGUGUCCCUCUGGCUGCUCCGGCUGCUGAAGCUCGGUCAGUAAGAACAUACAUGUGGACAGAUUUAACCUUCAUUCAUCCAGGUGGAGUUUGAACCGAACAGGCUUGCUGUUUUUCCAUUGCUUUCUGAAGUCGUGUGCUUUUCCCACCUCCAAGCUUCCCGUUAUCUGUCCACUGAAGCAGCUGGGGAUUAAGUGCCUUGCACAAGGGCACCUCGGCGGUAGCUGUUGAGAGAGAGGAGGAGCGUUACUAAUUCACAUUCCCCAAGCACAUUUUUAUAUCUCCUGCUGCACCAUUCAUUCCUGUGAAACGCCCAAAUAACUAAAUAUCCUACUUAAGAAGUAGAUGGGGUUUUUUUUUUUGCUAUGAUAAAUAUGUUUUUCACCAGAGAUUAUGUUCACAUGAAAUAUGCUUCCAGUUUUUCCAGCUGGGACACGGCAUUUAUUCAGGAAUUAUUUUAAAUAUAAAUAGUCAGCUAUGGCGAGCCAGUAAAUCACACUGAGCCCAUAUUCAUUUACGUUUUCAGCAAAUAUGCUUCAGUAAGUUGAUACACUGAAGCUGCAUCUGUACAGAGAACAGCCCUGGACUGAUGCAUGCACGCACACACACACACACACACACACACACACGCACACACACACACACACACACACACACACACACACACACACACACAGCGUCUGGGUGUGAGCCGCUGAUGAACUGAUUACUGCCUCUAUCAGGCCUCGUUAUGCCCCUUCAGUCACAGAUGGAGAGCAGAGGAUCUAUUUUUUCUCAGCAAAUAGGACUAGCCCCAGAUAAUUUUGUCCAGUGGUGGUCCAUGAGUGAUUCUAUUUAUGAGUCAGACUACAAGCAACAAGAAAGAUACCCAGUUUUUUGAAGGGUGAAGAUCCACAAUCGAACCGCCACAAACAACUCUUGCUUUUUCCCUUUCCCGUCCGCAGUGCUGCAGCGUACACACAAGUCUUUGUUGUGGCAUGAAUAAAUUACAACAGUUUUGUUUUGACUAGUCUUUUUUUUAAAUGUGUAGAUGUGAUCCUUUUUGUAAAGGUUUUAACAAAAAUGAACAUGACUGUUUAUUGUAGCGCCCCACAGACAAGAGAGCAUGUUUACAUGUACGUUAAUUUUUCAAUAAAUUCUCUUUCAGGGGAUUAAAGAUUAAUAAAAAAUUUGCUUGUGAAUACCCUGCAGCAGCCCACACUUUAUCCUGCCUACAGACAUUAUUGUGUUCUAUUCUCUUCCCAUGUAUUAUUCAGGAAAAUCUGUUUAUUUGUGUUUACAGAGAUAUUAAUGAAAAGGAUGCUUGGUUGGCGUGUGUGUGUGUUUCUGUGAGAGGAUAAUUAGAGUGUGUGUCUGUGCGUUGUGGACACGCAGAGUAAAUUACUACCUUUGAUCGUAGAAAUGAAAUGUUUACUCAUUUGCACUUUAAGGUCGACUCCGUCCCCGAAUACACAAGCUUGGUUUUUAUUGUUUGCCGUUGACCUAAAAACAAGCUAUUGAGUCGCCCACCUCCUCAGAUAAAUGUUGUAUCUCAGCUUUUUGGUUUGAUAGAAAAAUCACUGUUGUGAUAUAACCAUUUGUAUAUUUACACAAUUUGGAUUUUUUUUCUCAUGAAAUCUUGGCUCGUUUUUAAGGUGAAAGUGAUGUUUGCCUGCCGUUGCUUCAAAAAUAAAUAUAAUUUGAAUAACA